Labrus bergylta (ballan wrasse) is the source of this 1372-nucleotide messenger RNA. RefSeq lists its product as uncharacterized. Gene Ontology annotation, cellular component: cytoplasm; vesicle. The record is from RefSeq and is a predicted model, not a curated record. Lineage: Eukaryota; Metazoa; Chordata; Actinopteri; Labriformes; Labridae. Gene Ontology annotation, molecular function: cysteine-type endopeptidase inhibitor activity.
AUCACACCAACAGGCUACACAGCCACAAAAUGCAUUUGAAUACAGCCGCACAAAGAACACAAGAGCACACACUCAAUGGCACAUGAUGUGACACACCCCUUCACCAACCCUCCCUCCUAGUCAUACGCACGGCCCGUCACACACUCCCUAAAGCUGCUGAUGGUUGUUAAAUCCCUGCAUGAUGUUGAUGCCAGGCAGUUGUGGGUAUGGUCUUCACUGACUCACUAACAGAGCUUAAAUGCUGAACUGCCACUGCCAUUCACCAACAACAGCAAGCCUGUUUCUCUGACUCACUUUAUUUUCCCCAGUCUGACUCGCUGUUGCUCCUGCAUUCAAAGACUCCGUCAACUUGCUCCCAAACUCUGAAGAACGGCUUUGACUUUUUGGCAGGAGGUGCUGCUCAAGUAAAAAGCUCUACACGUCUGAAGUCUUUUUUUCUGGAGAAUUAUCUUCCACCAGUCCCUUGUGGGGAAAUGUCUCUCCUAUUGUCAGUGCUGAUAUGUCUGACAGUGGUACAGAUGAGCAUGGGAGAUCUGCCAGUGGACGAAGUCAUCACAACAAAAAAAGUUCCUCUUCUGGGUGGCUGGUCUGAAAGGAGUCCGGAGGCAGACGAGAUUUUGGAGGUGGCUCGUCAUGCCGUGGAGGAGUUCAACACGAACUCAAAGAGCAAGAAGAUGUUCAAACUGGUCUCCAUCACCUCUGCUCAGAGCCAGGUGACCAAUGUGAUCAACUUCAAGAUUGAUGCAGUCCUGGGAAAAACCAAAUGUCUCAAAUCUGAAAACCCCGACAUGAACAGCUGCAGUCUUGUGAAAAAGCAUAUGAAAUGCUACUUCGAGGUGACCUUUGACCCCCGCAACAACAAACAUGAGAUUCAGAUGAAGAAGUGCAGGAGACAGACGGAGAGUGCUUAGCUUUACUUAUUGUAAGCUUUAACCACCUUGAUACAAUGUUUAUUUUCCCCCCUGAAUAAAUGUUUUUCAGCUUACUUAAAAUACUGGAUGUUUAGUAUGAUAGGUUUAAUAGUGAACAACAUCUUAUUACAAAAGUAGCUUGGAAUCAGUUAUCAAGGGUGAAUUGACUUGUAUUACCAGUGCUAACUAUCAGAAUAAAAGUUAUUAUCAUUUAUAUUUGUGCUUUGUAUUUAUAUUGUUCUAUAGCAUUAUAUCUAUUAUCUACGAGUUUUAGGCAAUACGUAGGUCAUGACCGAAUGGACUUAUAACAUUUUUUUUUUAUUGAAGUGGCAGGAUCUGUACAUGAAGGAAACAGUAAUAUGAUGAUUCACAUUGUCACUCAGUGGGUUCUGGAGAUAUGCUAUAUUCUAAAGGCAGUUGUCUUCAUUUCCUCUCAAAUGUCUGAAAAAGAGAUAAGCGAU